Molecule: messenger RNA, 2273 nt
Organism: Fusarium verticillioides 7600
Lineage: Eukaryota; Fungi; Ascomycota; Sordariomycetes; Hypocreales; Nectriaceae
Exons: 2
Coding region: 89-1651 (520 amino acids)
Source: RefSeq, a predicted model, not a curated record
GCUUAAAUAAAGUUCCCAAAUCUCCCCAUCCCAACGUGAGACAGUGACUUUUGCCUUUCUGUCACCCCUGCGCUACUGCACCUCCAUUAUGCACGCGGCUUUUGCAUUCGCUCUCUGGGCAGGUCUGGCUGCUGCGACUCCGAAAUGCAACCCAUCCAAGUACAUCACUGUCGAGACGGCGAAUGGACCGGUUACUGGGCAUGUCGCGGAUAAUUCGCCGUGUGUUGUUGAGUAUCUGGGCAUUCCGUAUGCGAAACCGCCGGUGGAUAAGUUGAGGUUUGCGGCUCCUCAGCGAAUUACGUCUUACUCGAAGAAGCCUUUCCAGGCGAAGAACUUUGGGUAUGAUUGUCCGUUGACGGCGAGUAAGAAGGUGGAUUAUCCUGAUAUGACACCUCAAGCCCAGCGCAUCAUUUCGUACUUCGCCAGCGCGGCCGGAACUCCUCAGAGUGAGGAUUGUUUGACGCUGAAUAUUUGGUCCAAAGCAACGCCCAACUCUGCCAGAGCAAAUAAGCCUGUCUUGGUCUUCUUCUAUGGUGGACGCUUUGCUAUCGGCAACACCGACAGUCCAUUCUACAAUGGCAAAUACUUCGCUGACGCAGAGGACAUCGUCGUCAUCACCGUCAACUACCGUAUCAACAUCUUUGGCUUCCCUGGUGCACCUGGCGAGACUCAGAACCUAGGUCUGCGCGACCAACGAGCUGCUGUCGAGUGGGUUCGCGACAACAUCUGGAGAUUCGGCGGCAACCCUUCCAAGAUCACCAUCGCUGGUCAAUCUUCUGGCGGCGUAGCUGUUGACUACUGGACAUAUGCAUACAAGAAAGACCCGAUCGUCAAUGGAAUUAUCGCACCAUCAGGCAACGCUUUCAGUUUCCCUGUCAACUCCGCUGCUGUCCAAGAGAAGAACUGGGCUUCGGUCGUGGCAGCUGUAGGAUGCAACACUACCAGUGAGGUGAUGGCUUGCAUGCGCAAGGUUGACUGGGAGGAUAUCAAACAAGCUGCUGCUGGUAUCAGGCCUGCUGCCAGUUCCAGCGUCCUCCGAUCCAUCCCUCCAUUCUACCCCAAGCCAGAUAACGAGAUUGUCUUCUCCGACUACGUUAGCCGAACUAAGAGCGGAAACUUUGUUAAAGUGCCCAUCCUCUUUGGCAACAACAAUAACGAAGACGGAUACUACCGUAUUCCCGCCUACGGAAAUGGCGUUGUUCCUACGGACGCCCAAGUCAAAUCUUUCCUUCUCGAAUCCUUCACCUGUCCCGUGUCAUACCAGGCCAAGGCGCGUCGCGAUCACAAUACACCGUCAUGGGCGUACCGAUAUCUGGCAGACUGGGAUAAUACAAGACUGUUCCCUACAAGUGGCGCGUAUCAUGGUGUUGACCUGCACAUGAUCUUCGGUGCAUCCGGCGAUGUCAGUGGCAUUGCGCCAUCAGCCGACCAGAAGAAGCUCACCAAGAUCAUGCAACAUGCUUGGUUCUCUUUUAGCGACGAUCCUUGGUCGGGUUUGAGUAAGCUUGGCUGGCCUAGAUUUGAUCCCGUGCGCAAGACCUUGAUUGAGCUGGGUAAGGGCACGAAGCCUCGUGUCGACUUUGUGAAGCCUUCUGUCUAUGAUGCUGCUUGCUCAACAGUCACGAUGGGCGCGCUUUCGACUUCUACGUAGAAUAGAACAUUUUUGUCUUAAUUUUUGGUAACUCAAAGAGCUUAUAGUCUUAUCCCAACAACAACGUUUUACAAUCUGUCGCUCUCUUGUUCGGAGUCGAGUCUCUAGAUGUUUCUUUCGCGCUAUGUCUUCACGCCAACAGACACCUUCAACUUGUAUCUACUAUAGCUUGUCUACUACUGCGAAGACAUUGCAUUACAUCAAAAUGGCAUCAAUAAGGCAUGAAAUUGUGGGAUUGUGAGAUUAUGCGUGUAAGUAGAUGGGUACCUCAUCGCUGAUCUUCAUUUGUUAUCCUAAGACGCUGGGUAGGCAGGCAUCCUUCUGUCCUUGACCCUUAGAUGAUGGCGCAAAGACAUGCCGCAUUCAAUGAAAGAGGCAACAUCACAGACCGGGACCAUCAGGUUUUAUUCAACAGAACAAGUGAAAAACAGUAGACACAACAGCAGAUAUCGGGCCUAGGCCUUGGAAAGAGCGAUAGCAGGUAAACGACUUCGCCACAUGUCUCAGUUUGAUGUCCGUGGAAAAACGGAGUCUAGGACUAUCAAAUAGCUUCGUCACAUUCCUUACAUCACGUCGUAGCAUAUCAAACAUUUUAAGCUUAAUUUACACUUUUUAUGGUAGA